AUGGUUGGGAACCCGCCAGAGGGCAUACCCCAAGAACUAUACUAUGGGAAUUUCCCAGAAGAAGUAAGGGAUUUGGUGCUGAACUAUAUACCUUUAGAGAGGAGGCCUAUGACACCUAGAGAGGGAAACCCGGAAGGAGUAAAUGAAAACCAGGAAGCUAGAUCAGACCCAUGGGUGAUAGAAUCAGACCCACAAGAAGAGUCGGAACCUCAACAGGAAGGCUCCGAACCCAUCGAAGAAGAAAAACUAGAAGAGGAAGAAGAAGAGCCUCAGGAUAUGGAGGAGGAGGAAUUAGUGCCCAUCGACAUAGAGGCUGAAGGAGAAGAAAAGCCAUUUGAGAUGUUUCCCGAGUUUGCAGAAGAAGAGAAUGAAUUGAAUGAGGAAUCUGACUACUAUGCCCCAACGAGAGAGAGAGGAUAG
Messenger RNA from Lycium barbarum (goji berry), 420 nucleotides. RefSeq lists its product as uncharacterized. The record is from RefSeq and is a predicted model, not a curated record. The coding region runs from base 1 to 420 and encodes 139 amino acids. NCBI's taxonomy places the organism in Eukaryota, Viridiplantae, Streptophyta, Magnoliopsida, Solanales, Solanaceae. The transcript has a single exon.